AUGGACAUCACUGGAGACAAUGCUGAGGCGGUCGAUGCAAUGACCAAUGUUGCCGUCGACAAGGACCAUGAGAAGGACGACAAGGUGCUCGGUGUUUUCAUUCCCAAGAACGUGGACAGCCGCACCUUGCCUUCGGCCGACGAUCUUCGCAAUGGCACCAAGGAACAGUACGGUGACUCCCUGCUUGUUGUUGUUGAUCGAGAGGACGAGAAGAACUCUGGCGUUCGUGGUCAACCUCCAUGCAUCGCCUUCAUCCGUAUUGGCAAGAGCAGCGAGAAGGUCCUCCCGCUGCGCGACGAUCCCCAGAAGCAGCUCGGCAGAUUGGGUCAUCCCGACGUUACUGUCGACUUUGACAGCACCAAGAUCGCUCCAGGCCUUCGCAUCGAGUUCAAGUUGUACGAGAGUGUAGCCAUGGCCAAGGGCCAAUUUCAUAUCGGCUCACUCGGCUUCUACUUUGGUGCUUUAUGGGACCAGCAGCGACAGCGCGACUACUUCGGCAUUGUUCCCGGCAGCUUCAAAGUCGUUUGCGACCCCGACGACCAUUCCAUGGACAUCUCCUUCCGGUCGCAGGGUGCCGUGGUGUAUAAUUUUGAUCCGCCAGAUGGCCACGAGUUGACCGCAGCUGAGGCCCACCUGUACAAGCAUUUGCAGCGUUUCGCCGACAACAAGGAUGAGAUCGAAAUCAAGCUUCGGCUGUUACCUUUCCAGAAGGACAUCGAGCGAUUGAUGUCUGAUCGUGCAAAGGAGUUGAAUCCUGAGAAGCAGCUUACCUCGCACAUCCUCGCGCAGAGUUUCAUGAGCACAGAUCCCAUCUCUCCCGUGCGCUUGCCAGCUUUCUGGCCUUACAAGAAGACGAAGAAUUCCAGCACGGGCUCGCCGAGCGUGCCAAUGCAGUGGGAGCAGACGCUGGAUCGAUGGGCCAUCAUCACUCGCGAGCCACAUGCACCUUUCGUGGUUAUGCCUGUCUAUCCGAGGUUCUUGGACUGCCGACAUGCGUCGUUGUCUCUCGGGUACGGCAUGCUGAAUGAAUUCGAGGAGGCCAAGCGCAAGCUCCUUGCUAUUGAGCACGGCGAUCACGUCUGCAGUUACACUCUCAUCGGCGAAGUUAUUGUGAUCUCGGUCAAGUUCUCGCACCCUCCCCGCAUUGGAUUCGGCGAGACAGAGCACUACAGUCUACCGACCGACACAACAAUCGAGCUGGAGAUCAAGACCGGUGACAGCGAGCAGAACGCAAAGGUCACCGGCGUCAUCAGCGAGAACAUUCUGGCGCAGUCGAAUGCCGACAUGACCGUUUUGGUUGGCCGCCGCGCUGACGUCGAAUCUCUGCGCCACACCGCGAGCAAAUUUCGUACGCACGGUACCUCUACUGGCAAGCACUACCGCUGCAAGCUCAAGGCGGACAUCAGCGUGAACGUGAUCCAGGCGCAGAUUGACGCUAUCAGCAAGGCUUACGAUCCAAUCCGUAUCGACGGUUCAAAGGGCCGCCUCCUCGACUUGCUCUUGUUUGAUGGCACUGCCCACAACAAGAUGACGGAUCCUUUCGAGUGUGUCGGCGAUCCAGCCCUGAYGAAGAAGGCGAAGGAGGCCCUGAUGAAUCCAUUCCCAAAUGAUCCAACGUUCGCCUGGUCGUCGUCUCAGAUUGAUGUCCUCGAUGCCGCACAGGAUCUCACCUGCUCAACAGAGAUUGUUACCGGCUGUGGCGGUUCAGGCAAGACAAUGAUCCAACUCGUCAAGAUCAACGUCACCACCGCCGUCCUGGGUCAAUACGCCCUGGUCACUAGCGACAAGAACYCUGUGGUCAACGAUCUUGCUCUGAAGCUGAUCAAGAUGUUUCCCGAUCUCAAUCCUGUUCGAGCAUUCGCCAAGCAUAAGUCGUUGGCGCAGCUGUCCGAGGAGCGAUACCCCAAGAAAGAACAGAAGGACUCCAGCGCGACUGAGGAGGAGGCUGCACUCUACCAGCUGCUGUACGCCAAGUUCAACGCCCCUCAGGUGAAGCAUCGCGAUCGCGGUCUCGAGGAUAUUUCUGUUGAGGGUCACAUUCAGAGCCUUCUCAACGGCAAGAAGAAGAUCAUGGCGCAACUCACGGAUGGCGAGAUCUCUCCAGGUGUACCAAAGCCGCAUGAGGAUUACCCCGCUCCACAAGACAUGGUUGCUUUCUUCCGCGCUUUCCUCACAGAUGUCGCGAUUCACCCGCUUGGCGAGCGUGUCUCUGCGAGCAGUGCCAGCGAGGUCAAAGUCGAGACCUUGACAGCGGAGGAGAAGAAGACAGAGAACGAGCGUCUAAACCCCGAACAGAGACAGAAGGCCUUCGACGAGCGCCGCGCUGAGCAGGUCAAGCAGCACGCUGAGUGGAAGGAGCUGCCCACGUAUUGGUCUCAAGACUACCUUCGACUUGUUCAGCAAGCUUUGGACUUCUUGCGCCAGUAUGUCAUUCGCAAUGCCGACAUCGUGCUCACUACGCUCAGCAACUGCGCAUCCGAGGAGCUUCGCAAAUUCUUUGCUCCUGACAUSAAGCGCCGCAUCUUCCACGAAUCCGACGAGGCUUUCACUGCUGUUGAGGCGAACAUCCUGAUUGUCCUUACCAUGAUGAACUGCUCGGAUAGAAUCGUCUCCAACGCAUUCUACGGCGACAGACAGCAGCUCGGCCCGACAAUCCUGGGUCAAGCCAAGGACGCCAACACCAAGUCUCCUGGUCUGAAUGAGCAUGGUGGCCAGAUCCGCGUGUCUCUCACGCAACGCCUGAUCACUGCAGGCUUUCCCCUCCAGCAUCUGACCGAGCAGAGCCGCAUGUCAUCACUCGUAUUCGAGCCCUCGAACAAGUUCUUCUACGACAAGCGCAUUACAACCCACCCCGGCAUCAAAUUCGACCUCCCCGACGGCUGGCUAGACCUCAUGCGCAAGGUCCGCGGUGAUGGGGAGGACGUGAUCUUGACACCAGAGCAGCAGCGUCUUCUCUGGAUCGAGGUGCCAGGUGAUAACACACGUCGUACACYCACUGGCUCCAAGGGCAACUGGGCUACUUUCAAUAAGGUUGUUUCCAUGAUCGUGGGCCCUUACCACGACCUUUUCGGCCACAAGAUGAAUGAGCUUGUCACCAUCCACGUGCCAUACACUCGUCAGCGCUUACUCUACGUUGAUUUCCUUGCUGAUCUCCGCGCGAAGCGCGGCUGGGAGCCCAAGGAGCUGCCACGUGUUGUCACCGUCGACAGCGCCAUUGGGACUGAGUGCAAGUUCGCCAUUAUGGACCUCACAAUCGACAGCAUAUCCCUUCGAGGCCAAGGCUUCCUCUCCGAUGCUCGCCGCAUGUGUGUCCUGAUGACCCGUGCUAUUCUGGCACUCACCAUUGUCUCGGGCAUGGCCUCCGAGAWCGAGCCAGAUUAUCGUUACCAGUACAUCAAGGAUGAGCUUACGGCAGUGGCACAGACCAUCCAGGCCAUCCAGUACAAGUUCAAGGAUAAGAAGAAGCGUACAACGUUCGACAAGCACGGUCACGUGGUUCAUGAGAAGGCGCUUCCGUUCUUUAUCGCCCACUAUCGAAAGGAGCAAUGUGUCGUGCAGCCAGAAGUCGACAAGGACCUCRAUAUGCUCGACGCUCCGCGGGACCUUUGGGAUCGCGUUGAGAUUGAAGCCCUCAAGCGCUUCCAGUCUGACAACAACGCUAAGUUCAAGAUCGCGAAGCAUGGCAACCCCAAUACGCCAGAUACUCGCGUUCACGCCGAUGACCUCCACGGAUCUCUCACUUUGACUGACGAGCAGAAGGCCGCGAUCCAUGUGCUCAUCAAGGCAGUCAUUGUGGAUGAAAUUGCCACGACCAAGGCUGCAGCCGAUCUCAACGAGCACCAUUAG
Ramularia collo-cygni is the source of this 3846-nucleotide messenger RNA. RefSeq lists its product as uncharacterized. NCBI's taxonomy places the organism in Eukaryota, Fungi, Ascomycota, Dothideomycetes, Mycosphaerellales, Mycosphaerellaceae. The record is from RefSeq and is a predicted model, not a curated record. The transcript has a single exon. Bases 1 to 3846 code for a protein of 1281 amino acids. Gene Ontology annotation, molecular function: helicase activity.